Messenger RNA from Heterocephalus glaber (naked mole-rat), 2665 nucleotides. It is a transcript of the gene Gdpd1, whose product is annotated as glycerophosphodiester phosphodiesterase domain containing 1. Gene Ontology annotation, molecular function: phosphoric diester hydrolase activity; phosphatidylcholine lysophospholipase A1 activity. The record is from RefSeq and is a predicted model, not a curated record. NCBI's taxonomy places the organism in Eukaryota, Metazoa, Chordata, Mammalia, Rodentia, Bathyergidae. Gene Ontology annotation, cellular component: endoplasmic reticulum membrane. Gene Ontology annotation, biological process: glycerophospholipid catabolic process; N-acylethanolamine metabolic process.
CCUGCGCGGUGGGCCGGUACGAACAAGUGUGCUGCACCCCUGGCGCCGGCUGGGGGCGAGCAGAUCUCGAGCAGCCCCAGCAGCCGUUGAGAUCGUCGCAGCGGGGUUCCAGAGGCCCGGGAGGUGGGAGCCUUCCCACUCGUUGACUGAGAUGUCGUCCACCGCAGCUUUUUGCCUUCUCUCUACCCUGGGAGGGUACUUGGUGACCUCAUUCUUGUUGCUUAAAUACCCGACCUUGCUGCACCAGAAGAAGAAGCAGCGAUUCCUCAGUAAACACAUUUCUCACCGCGGAGGUGCCGGAGAAAAUUUGGAGAAUACAAUGGCAGCUUUUCAGCAUGCAGUUACAAUUGGAACUGACAUGCUAGAAUUGGACUGCCAUAUCACAAAAGAUGAGCAAGUUGUAGUGUCACAUGAUGAGAACCUAAAGAGAUCAACUGGGAUCAAUGCAAAUGUCUCUGAUCUCAAGUAUUGUGAGCUCCCACCUUACCUUGGCAAACUGGAUGUCCCAUUUCAAAGAGCGUGCCAAUGUGAAGGAAAAGAUACCCGAAUUCCAUUACUGAAGGAAGUUUUUGAGGCCUUUCCUAACACCCCCAUUAACAUCGAUAUCAAAGUCAACAACAAUGUGCUAAUUAAGAAGGUUUCAGAAUUGGUGAAGCAGUAUAAGCGAGAACACUUAACAGUGUGGGGUAAUGCAAGUUAUGAAAUUGUGGAAAAGUGCUACAAAGAGAAUUCAGAUAUUCCUAUACUCUUCAGUCUACAACGUGUUCUGCUUAUUCUUGGCCUUUUCUUCACUGGCCUCUUGCCUUUUGUGCCUAUUCGAGAGCAGUUUUUUGAAAUCCCAAUGCCUGCUAUCACAUUGAAGUUAAAAGAGCCCCACACCAUGUCCAGAAGUCAAAAGUUUCUCAUCUGGCUUUCUGAUACAUUAUUAAUGAGGAAAGCUUUAUUUGACCACCUCACUGCCCGAGGCAUUCAAGUGUAUGUUUGGGUAUUAAAUGACGAACAAGAGUACAAAAGAGCUUUUGAUCUGGGAGCAACUGGAGUCAUGACUGACUAUCCAACAAAGCUUAAGGAUUUUUUACAUAAUUUUCCAGCAUAGAGAAAGGUACUUGGAUAUACUCAGAGGAAUCACGGGAAGACCUAAGAAGAGAAUAUAUCACCAUCAUUUCCCUAAGAUAGUUCCAGAAUGAUAAGCGGUUUAAUCAGUUAAGUUUUGAUUACCUCAUUUUUAAGCCUGUAUGAGAAUGUAGAAACUAUAUAUCGUAUAUUUAUUUUAAACAAUACGGCAUAUAUUACACUUGUAAAUUGUUUAGAAAGAUAAUUGGUUUGAGAUGUAAGUAGGUCAUUGAUGAAGAUGUCUGUAUAUAAUGCAGUAUUCUACUAUAAUUACUUCCGAAAUCAAAGACUGUUGGAUAAAUUUGUCAUUAGCCUUCAUUGGAAUAAGACCAACUAAUUUAGUAAAAGAAAGUUAUUGAAGGCCAUUACAACUGUUCUGCACUGUCUCAUUAUAUCUAAAAAUAUCUUAGUUAAAAAAGAAAGAAAAUAUAAUGGAAGAAGACCUUGAAAAUCAAUUUUAGCUGGGUGUGGUAGCACAUGCCUGUGAUUCCAGCACUUGAGAGGCGGAGGCAGGAGGAUUGCCUUGAGAUCCAGGCCAGCCUGGGAUGCAUAGUGAGUUCAAGGGCAGCCUGAACUACAUAGUGAGGAAAAAAAGAAAAAGAAAGAAAGAAAAUCAAUGUUGUAGUUUUCUGGUAAGUUAUACAUUGUAGCAGAAGACAGGCUCAAAGAAAUAACUGAAAGUUUGUUAAUUGAUCAGAAAUAAAAUCUGUAGAUUGAAUUAGAUUUCUCAGUUGCUGUUGUUAGUGGGGAUAUUCUAUUUGGACUCCUUUUCAAGUGUGUAACAGUGCUACCAUGUCUUUUUUUUUAUACAUUAAAAAUAGACUUUCCAGGGCCAGGGAUUUAGCUCAGUGGUUCCACCGCCUGCCACACAAGCACAAGGUCCUGAGUUUGAUCCCUGGUACCAAAAAAAAAAAAAAAAAUAGACUUUCCAAUUGUAAAUUAAGACAAUGUCCAAAUAGUCAUUUUUUAUGAUUCUUCUUAAGAAAUGUAAUGUUUUCAUUUUUUGGCCUUGACUUCACUGUUUGAGCCUACAUCUAGAUUUUAAAUAACAUCUUGAACUCUAAUAAUUUUAUUAAACUGAUAGAAAUAAAUAUCAUUGUUUGUAAUACUGCUAGUAUGAACCAUUGUUCCUGAUCUUUAAGAAUUCAGUCCUCUGGGGGGCCAGGGAUUUAGCUCAGUGCCGCCAGCACCUGCCUGGCAAGUGCAAGAUUCUGAGUUCAAUUCCUGGUUCUAAAAAAAAACAAAAAAGAAUUCAGUCUUCUGAGUACUAAGUAGAAAGAAAUUUUCCCAAAACAUUAGAUAGCACUUGCUCAGUUUUGCUGAUGUGACUUCAUGUAAAUCUGUUUUAUUUUAUUGACUCAUGUUUAUGAUCUCAAAUUGGGAGAUGAAUAUAAUCUGGAAUAAGUGUCUUUUACCUAUAUUAUGUCUCUCAUUUGGAGUUUGCCAGCUGUACAGCUAUGGAGGAUGACUGUACUCUUUCAUCUGUUCCUGGAAGACAUAUUCAUUAUUUGCUUUGUUGUUUAAACUAAAAUAAAGUUUUCCAAGAACAAAA